AUGGAAAGCCAAGUCCAGUGCGAUGUCACAUGGUUCCAAGAUGCGAAGGUGCUCGAAGUUCUCGACAACACUGAGGAGAUUAUAGGUGUCGAAAAGGUGUUUCACUCACGGUGGGCGCUCUCAUCACGGCUCAAUGUUGUGCAGAAAGACAAGAGCCAGAGAAGCUACUUCAUCAAGAAAUCGCGCGGCCAUCACGGACGUGAAGCACUGAGGGGCGAGUACGAAUCGACCCUGGCCGUCUACACUAUCACCCCUGACUUUUGUUCAAAGCCAGCCGGUUGGGGGACGUUCGCAUCAGACCCUUGUUUCCACUUCUAUCUAUGCGAGUUCAUUGAAUUACGUCCAGGAUUACCUGCACCCUUGAAUUUCUGUGAGAAGCUUGCCAGAUUGCACUCAUUUAGUACAUCCUCAAACGGCAUGCUCGGGUUUCAUGUCACCACCUACAACGGGUACUUGCCCCAAGACAACACAUGGUGCGAUAGCUGGGAGGGUUUCUUCGCUAAUGCCCUAAGGCAUGUAUUGAAUGUGCGUCAAGAACGAGCUGGACCCUGCGCCGAAUUGGAUGAGCUGCUACCGGUUAUGUUCGAGAAGGUCAUUCCCAGACUUCUCCGUCCUUUAGAGACAGGAGGAAAUACGAUCAAACCUUCACUGGUUCACGGCGACCUUUGGUGCGGCAAUGCUGCCAUCAUAGCCAAGAACAAAGGAGAUUCGGUCGUGUAUGAUCCCGCCAGCUUCUGGGCUCAUAAUGAGUACGAGCUGGGCAACUGGCGACCAAAGCGGAACAAAUUCUCUGAGGACUACUUCGAUGCCUACCAUGACUUUUUCCCUGAAGCAGCGCCAAAGGAAGAUGCGGAUGAUAGAAAUGCUCUUUACGCCAUGCGUUUCAAUCUCAACGCGGCUACACUGUUCCCUACCGACACGACAUAUCUAGACAUGGUCAUGGAUGAGAUGAGAAUAUUGAUCCCGAAAUUUCCUGAAGGAUAUGUGGCUAAAGUGGACGGGCUGGCGGUUAUUGUGACGACUGUUGCAGCGACCCACAAUGACAAGAGCGGUUUGCAAGCGUUGAUAGGAAGGAUGACCCAUCCCAGCGUGCCCAGUCCUUGGGGGCCAGAGUCCGACGUCGUAUUACACAUCGGCCACAGUAGCCCCGAAGCACCGAACCCGGAGCCGCAAGGCGAAGAAGUUGGAAAUGGGGGUCGUAAUGUUAACCGUAUUUGCUUGAUGCUUCUUCAUGAUCCCAUCUUGUGUCAUCCAGAACUAUCCCACGAUGACAUUGGCUCAAUACGGUACACUGAACAACGAGUGAAAGAAGCUGUCAAGCUAGCACUCAGGCUUGGCUAUCGGCAUAUCGACGGGGCCUCGGCUUAUGGCAACGAGAAGGAGAUCGGACAAUCAAUCCGAGAAAGUCCCGUAGCCAGGGAAGAGCUAUUCGUCACGUCAAAGCUCGCACAAACGUGGCAUUCACCAUCCGUGGUUGCACAGGCCCUCGACGAGACACUUGCAGACCUUCAGCUUGACUAUGUCCCACACGCUUAUCAAAGUGACGAAAACCACAACACAGUCCGACACUCCAGCGGCAACGGAAAACCAGCCAUCGACUAUGAGUUGUCGAGGAACUACGCUGCCACUUGGGAGGCGAUGGAGGCUCUGGUCGACAGCGGAAAAGCGAAGGCAAUUGGUGUCUCUAACUUCAAUGUACUGAAGCUGAGAAAGCCCAUUGCGACAGCACGCAUCAUCCCAGCAGUGAACCAAGUCGAAUUACAUCCUUACCUUCCUCAGACCGACCUCGUCAACUUCUGUCAGGAUAAUGGGGUCACUGUGACGGCCCGCGCUGUAGGCGUUCUGUCCACCGCAGUGACAGCCACAACUCCUUAUCGUCCCAGCGUGCCAGCCGACCCUUUUCUAGCCAAGCAGCUGCCGCGCGCGUCAAGAUCGAUGCGGACACGGCGUGUGCAGACGCUGAAGGCGCAACUAAAGCAAGGAAUGUCCAGCUGGCAGCCUGGGUUGAGUGCGGUAUUCUCUCACUCUACCCUAUCCCCGAACCUCAGACCCCAACAACACGGACUGGGUGACCGGCUACAACCAAACCUACCACCCCAGCCUCCGCGACUCCUUCAACGGCACGCGCUACAACUACGACUCGUUCCGAACCAUGUACACGGGCCUCGGGGCCUCAGGGCCGCCAUUGGCGCCCACUAUGCCGAGUUCCAGCAGUGGCGGGAUUACUACGUCGCCUUGCCCGACUCCUGGGACGCCACGAGCCGCGGCGGUGUUGUGAACACGCAGGGGUUCAAUGGGGGAGUUUUGAAGAGCGGGGUGACGUCGCAGGCGCCUGUUGGUGGCUAUUUCCUCGUCGAGGAGAUUGAUAAUAGGAGGUGGAUCACCGAGAUUAGGCAGCAAAACACGCUGCCGAGCUCGGUGCAGUUGCCGAAGCAGGGUGAUUUCUGGCCUUGUGAUGCGGACAGUCCCGACCAACAACGGGGCGCGGCCUCCAAACUCAUCCUACGAAGCGUCAGCGCCGGCAACGUGGUGCUCAUGCUGAUGCACUCCUACGGCGGCGCCGUCGGCACAGCCGCGGUCGAGAGCCUGACGCGCCAGGGCCGGGCAGCCCAGGGCCAGCCCGGCGGCGUCGUGCACCUGUUCUACCUGUGCGCGUACCUCCUGGCCGCGGGCCAGAGCAUCCGGAAGAUCAUCGCGCGGUCCGGGCUGUGGGGCAGAGCACGCCGCUCGCAGGACCUGGAUCCGGAGGACCAGCUCGAGCAGAAUAACCUGAUCGUGCCGCAUCAUAUGGCGUGUGCCUCUGGCGAGGCGGUUCAUGAAGGGGUGGAGGCACAUCCCGAGCACAUAAGUUAUGUGCGCACUACCGAGAAUCGGUGCGUGCCGCCACAGUAUCAGGAUAUAUUCACGGAGAAUGUGAGGGAGGCUGGGGCGACUGUUGCUGUGGAGGUGUUAGAAUGCGGUCACUCCGCGUAUGCUAAGCACCCGAAUGGGGUGGCGGACUUGGUUGUCAUAGCGUGUAGCUCUUCAUGA
Messenger RNA from Anthostomella pinea, 3030 nucleotides. The record is from the annotation of a GenBank genome assembly. NCBI's taxonomy places the organism in Eukaryota, Fungi, Ascomycota, Sordariomycetes, Xylariales, Xylariaceae.